AUGAGUGGACGUACGCGUCCAGUCCAAAUUGGAGGUCAUUACGCAGGUCAGGAUCAUCACGGGCAAGUUACAUUGUCCAGCGGUAUUCAACAAUGGACUGUGCCACACACUGGCGAAUACAGAAUUGAAGCAAUAGGAGCCUCAGGGGGGUACGGUGAGGACAGUAUCAUCAAGAACGGUGGAAGAGGGGCACGAAUGAUUGGAAACUUUAUUUUGACCAAAGAUGAGAUCAUUCAUAUACUUGUUGGUCAAGAAGGGAAAAAAGGAGGGCGCAACUCAAAAACUGCUGGAGGUGGUGGAGGUACAUUUGUUGUGAGACGAAACAACGCGCCUUUAAUCAUAGCUGGAGGUGGAAGGUGUGGUGGUAGCGGCUUCCAUAGUAAUGGACAUAAUGCAACGAACUCUAGUGAAGGAGGGGGAAAAGGAGGUUCAGGAUAUCUUCAGGGGGGAGAGGGUGGAAAGUUUUCUGGUGGGUUCGGAGGUGGUGGUGGUUUACUUUCAUUCAACAAGGGACCGGGCGGUGGUGGUGGUUACACUAGGGGAAGUGGCGGGGUUAAUGAGGAUAUUUCCUGUGGGGGAGGGGGAGGAUCUUUUAACAAUGGAACAAAUCAACAAAAUGAAUGUUGCCGUAAUAGCGUCGGUCCUGGUUGGGUAAACAUUACAUUUCUCCAAUGA
Pocillopora damicornis (cauliflower coral) is the source of this 675-nucleotide messenger RNA. RefSeq lists its product as uncharacterized. The record is from RefSeq and is a predicted model, not a curated record. Gene Ontology annotation, molecular function: calcium ion binding. Lineage: Eukaryota; Metazoa; Cnidaria; Anthozoa; Scleractinia; Pocilloporidae.